AUGAACUUAGCUCGUUCAGAGUCCCAGGACACUUUGUCCACGUUGAUCUCCACGUCUCAGGCCAACGCGUCUGACUUGGUAUCGGUAUUCACUGCUACUUCGGACGAAACUUUACUUCCCUUGGAUAAGUUGAUUUUUGGCAAGUCAAUAAGUGGUUAUACUUCAUUAUAUGAAUUGCCAAUUGUAUCUAAUUUCCUAAGUCCCGGAAUAUCGCUAUUCAAGUCAUUUGAAUCAUUUGAACUCAACGAGGCUCCUAUUUUAACCAUACAAACGUCGGUAUUAAGUAUAUUCAAGAAAAAUAGUCCCUUAUCACAAAUCACAACAGCUGAUAAGUCAAUUUUUUGUAAAGUUUAUUUCAAAAUAUUGAAUAAUAAUUUAACUUGUCAUAUUUUACAAUUUCAAACCCUACCUUAUACUUUAAUUUUAUAUAAUAAUGGUAUUAAAUCAUGUAUUGAUUUAUUAUAUAAAAAUACUAAAUUGAGAAUCAGUGGCACUUCCUCUUCCACGUUCGGGAACAGCUUAAUAUCCAUCAAACCAUUGACUUCGAAUUCGCCAUCUUUAAUCGAUGAUUUACAAAUUAAACACUCUGAAAAUCCAAAAAAUUUUAAAAUCUUACAAAAUGGGGAACUAUUCGAUUCGCUCAUCAAACAAAAUAAGAAAAAAAUUACUGAGUUGCUAAAUAAAGAAAGAUUUCUCUGUGGUAAUGUCCCUUUAGCCUGGUGUAUCGAUAAUGAAGGUGGUGGCAAAGUAAGUGCUUCCAUUAAAAUGUUUGCUGUUCCUUCCAAUUCCCCCGACUUGGAUGACGAUUCCAUGGUUCUCUGCUGCAUUCUCCUAGUACUACGUGAACAGGAAAUAAGAAAGAUGAGAGGUAAGAAUCAAGCCUCCUAUAUAAAUCAAAGAGAAUUAAGGUGA
Hyphopichia burtonii NRRL Y-1933 is the source of this 912-nucleotide messenger RNA. RefSeq lists its product as uncharacterized. The record is from RefSeq and is a predicted model, not a curated record. Lineage: Eukaryota; Fungi; Ascomycota; Pichiomycetes; Serinales; Debaryomycetaceae. Bases 1 to 912 code for a protein of 303 amino acids. The transcript has a single exon.